Molecule: messenger RNA, 1464 nt
Organism: Corticium candelabrum
Lineage: Eukaryota; Metazoa; Porifera; Homoscleromorpha; Homosclerophorida; Plakinidae
Product: unconventional myosin-Id-like
Exons: 6
Coding region: 199-1302 (367 amino acids)
Biological process (GO): vesicle transport along actin filament; actin filament organization
Cellular component (GO): cytoplasm; plasma membrane; vesicle
Molecular function (GO): microfilament motor activity; ATP binding; actin filament binding
Source: RefSeq, a predicted model, not a curated record
UGUCACGCCUAGACUUGAACCUCAGUGUUGUACUCAGACUUACUCAGACAACAAGCAGUUGAGUAAGGCGACAACUUGGACCGUACCUGUGGUUUUCCUUUCUUGGAGGUGUGUGAACAGUGUACUUCUGAGGCACGGAACCCUUUCCAGGGACCGACGCCAGCAGAGUUAUUGACUACGAAGAAACAUUGUGGCAAAAUGGCUUUCUUGGAAAGUCCUGAGUUUGGCGUUGGAGACUUUAUUCUCUUGGAGAAAGUGACAGAGCUGGAUUUUUUGGCAAACAUGAAACUUCGAUUUCAAAAGGAUAGGAUAUACACGUACAUUGGAGAAACUCUGGUAUCAGUCAAUCCGUACAAACUACUGAAUAUCUAUACUGAAAAUGAAGUAAAAGAGUACAGAGGCAGGCAGGUGUUUGAAAGACCUGCACAUAUCUAUGCUAUUGCGGAUGCAGCUUACCAGUCAAUGUUGAGGAGAAGACAGGAUUCUUGUGUUGUGAUCUCAGGUGAAAGUGGAGCUGGUAAGACAGAAGCUUCAAAAAUUGUCAUGCGGUAUUUGAGUGCCGUAACACGUCAUUCUUCUCAAAAGGAGAUAGAACGAGUCAAUGGUCUUCUUAUUGAUUCCAAUUGUGUUUUGGAAGCGUUUGGCAAUGCCAAAACAACAAGAAAUGACAACUCAAGCAGAUUUGGUAAAUACAUGGACAUUAAUUUUGAUUUCAAGGGUGAUCCACUUGGUGGUCACAUCUCAAAUUAUCUUUUGGAGAAAGCUCGUGUUGUAUCUCAACAACGUGGAGAGCGCAACUUCCACAUUUUUUAUCAGCUAUUGAUGGGUAAAGAUGCUGCUUUGCUGAAGGCACUUCACCUUGAGGCUGAUCCAGGAAGCUAUGUGUACACAUGUGCGGGAGGUGCAGCAAAUUGCCAAGUGGCUGGAAUUGAUGACAAAAAGAAUUUUCAGGAAGUGCGAAGUGCAAUGAAUGCUAUUGGAUUUCAACCUGAAGAACAGCAAGUACUCUGGCGUCUAGUUGCUGCUACUAUUCAUCUAGGAGAAGUACAGUUGACAUCAGCAGAUGAUGGCGAGAAGUCUGUAGUGAAGAAUCCUGCUCAGUUGAAAGUUAUUGCUGAGCUUCUUGGAACAGAUUCUGCAGUAAUUGAGAAAGCUCUUACAGUGAAGUUGGUGACAAGGAAACAGGAAGUGAUUGAAACUUUCCAUAAGUUUGAAAAAGCCUUGUUUGCAAGGGAAGCAUUGGCAAAGGUAUUUUCGGGUGUUUAUUUUUGGCAUAGUCUAUUGGAAUUGGACUACUUCUAAUUAACUUAUAGCAGGUAUAGUUAAAGUCAAUUUUGAAUUGAUUUGGGUAGGGUAGUCAGCAAUAAGAAGUACGUUGAAUAUCCGUGUGGGAAGAACGCACAUAUUCUUGAAAUGCAUGCAUGAAUUAUUCUUUUGUAAGUGAUCUAGUUACUGUUUCUUACU